UUGCGUCAUUCUUUGUUCCCACCCACUGGUCCGCUCCUAGCUGCCCGUUCCCCUCAGUCAUUUGGUCAUGACAUUCAUAUCAGCCAUCCGCACCAAAUGAAUGGCACAUCGCAUCGCAUCGCAUAGAUGCGGACCCCCACAAAGCCACGCGUCCACGCGCACAGCCACGCACCACGUGUGUUCCCCAAAAAGACCUACAAAAAUCGCUGCAAGCCAAAUCAAUCGCCGACCAUCAAUCUCAUCUAUCUCAUCUCAGUCAGAUGGGUCUGAAGGCAAACAUAUCCAUCUUGACGUUGAGGAAUCCGCGGGGAUUGAGCCUGAUCAUCUUGUAGGCCGACAGAACACCGUUGGCCCCACCCUCGCCCAGCUGCGUCAGCGGCACGGUCGUCUGGCCGAAGGCGCUGGAGGUGAAGCUGCUCUGCUUGGCCGACGCAUCCACCACCUACAUACACACACACACACACACUCACAACACACAUAGAUAUCCCCAACUGACAGCCAGUCAUCCAGUGACCACGCUUACGCGGAAGUGCAGCUGCUCUGUCUGGGGAUUGGCAACGAGGAAUGAGAAGCCCUGCGCCCACACGGGAGUGCGGGACAUCCUGAUGGUCUGGUGUGUGCCGCUGAGGUAUGCGUCGAUGUCCUCUGCGUGGACGUCCAACACACUCGCAAUCUCCUCGUUGGUCAUCCGGCGGUCCUUCAGCAGCUUCAGCUUGCGCAACAGAGUGUCCAGCAUCACAUUGCCUGCAUCACAGACACAUGUGCAGCCGAGCCAUCUAUCUAUGUGCGUGAUUCUGCUCUCCCGCUCUCCCUGUGUCUCCGUGUCUGCGUGUCUGUCUGUCUGUGUGCUUUGUGCCUACCGGUUUGUCCGUCCUCGGCUUUCGGAGGUAUCCACGGCUGUGUUUCGCAGGUCGACCGCUGCUCGCCACCAGGUCCCACCAAAGACACCAACACCUACAACGCAAGAUAACACAACACAACACACCACAACACACCGACCCAGCCAUUGAUCCAUCCGUCCAUCCAUCCGUCCAUCCAUCCAUCCGUCCAAGCUCCCUCCCUCCCUCCCUGUGUAAUGACCACCGCACCUUUGGCUGCGAGGAUGUCUUAAGCCGCAACUCCUCCGCCCGAUCGACAGCCACCCACACCAGCCACCCAUUGCCAUCCCCAGAGCCACCGGCGCUGUCCUCUGCUGCUGACGACUUUGGUGAGGGGAGCUUUGGCAAAGGCACCUCGCGAGAUAGCGAGAACCACUCGGGUCGCAGGUAGACGAACGACGCGCCCCGCUGUUUGUCCUUGUUGGUUGCGUCAAUAAGCUUGUGGUGUGGGCUCUCGAGCGGCAGCCGGAUGGUGGCUGCGGCGGCGUGGUCGUCGGUUGUUGAGUGGGUGUAGAUGAGGGGGUCGGCGAGGCCGCCGCCCACUGAGAGGUCGAGGGCGACUUUGAUCUCGGUCUCCUUCUUGCCCGUCUUCUCCUUGACCCACAUCGGCGGCCGCUCGCCCUCAGCCGGCUUGUACCUGACACACACAACACAUGUGUGUGGGUGGUGUGGUCUGCUCUGCUGACUGCGUUGUGCAGUCAUUGUAUUGUUUUCCUCUCUCGUGGCUCUCGGUGUGAACGUACCCGAUGAAGCACCAUGGCUGUCGAUAGGAAGGUCGGUCGCCCUGACCCUGACACACCACGGCACGCCACGGGCCAAGCCAAGCCAAGCAAGCAAGGGUUAUGGGAGAACUUGCUGCACGCCUUAUGCUACGCUAUGCUGUCUGUGUGCGUUGGUUGCGUGCAGGCCUACUGGUUUCAGUAGUUUGGAUCCGCAGUUGAGCAGCUGGCUCCUGGCGUCCCACCAGGCCUCCCCGCUGUCCUGGAUGGCGCACAUGACCACGGUACGGCAGGGCAGGCCGUCGAUGAACUCGCGCAGCUGCUUGUCCUGCGAGCCACCGGGGGUGUCAUACCUACAACCACACAAACACGAGCCAGCCCAUUCUCAUGUUGGGGUGGGGUGGGGUGGGAGCUGGGGGGGCUGUCGCUCACCAGCAGUCGAAGGUCUCGGCUUUGGUUACAUCGCCGGUGACCCCGUCCAUGGCGACCACAUGGAUGCCGCGGCCGCUCACGUCACGCCGCUCUCCGUUGACGACGAUGCCGGGCUUGCCCUUCUUCCCGCCAGCCGACCUGCACUCGAUGCUGACUUUCUUGGCUUCAGGCGGCGCGUCGUCGCCCCGCAUCUCCUCGGGAAUGUCGCCCCGGGCUGCCAGCUUGGCUGUCUGAAGCAGGUCCUUGACUGUGAUGCUGACGGACGGAUUAUCAUGACAGACAGGAAAGGGGCUGGGCUGUGGGGUGCGGGGUGUGGUGUGGCGUGAGGGUGUGUGGGUCUGGCCUGGAGGGGAGGCUAGCUACCUUACCUGACGUGUCCGAUGAGUGAGUUCUUGCCGAGGACCUCCUGGUCGAAGAUGCUCACCUUGACCUCCUGCAUCUCGCGAUCGUGCACGAUGAAGUCAUCCGUCUGCAAGCACCCACACACACUGGGCAUGAAAGCGGGAGGGUUCUUCAGAACUUUCUGUUGUUCCGCGUGUAAUGCAUGCGAUGUGCUCACCUCGUUCCAUCUUGCGUUGUUGUCGUCACUGACCACUGAUGUCACCAUCUCCUGAGCACCCACCUUGACCUCCACAAACGGGUCAGCCUGCCAAUCAACCAACCACGCAUUGCAUGCAAUGUGCUGCGAAUUCCCUGCCUUCCUGCUGUCACUGACCUUGUCGUUUUUGAAUAUGCUGCCGAUGCCCCUCCACUCGGACCUCAGCCCCUCCGCCCUCACCACCGUCAACCGCAGGAUCCCCACACCAGGCGGGUUCCGCAGCUGGAUCAAAUCCACAGCCUCGGACAAGUUCAGAGCGAUGCUGUUUGUGACACAUCAAGUCACGACACACACAUUUGGCUAUAUGUCACUCACACACACACACACACACAUACACACAUACUUACCGGUUUGGGACGACGAGUGCGUUUGCGAUUGAUGAGGUGAUGACAUUGUUGACGAUGCCGGCAAGGAAGGGGAAGUCGGCAAUGUUGGCCAGACCCGUGAACUCGAUCGACACCUGGGGCGGGUUCUGGAAAAAUACCUGACAAUCCAAUCCACCGAGCAGACAGACAGAUCAGCAGCUCGUGUGGUGUGGGUGUGUGUAUAGGUGGGUGGAAGGCUGGAGGCCUAUGUCGGUUCAAUACCUGCAUGCCUCCGACAAGCGGCGGUGUGGCGAUGAGUGGCGUCAUGAGCACCACCAGCUGGCCCGACAUCGACAGCUGCGACACACCGAACUCACCUGCACACACAGACACACACACACCCUGGCCUGCAUCCACUGGCCGAGCCCGGCAAUGCAAUGCGUCCGUACCAAGGUAGUUGACGGCGAGGGCAAUGUCAGCGUCGCCAUGGUAGUCGAUGUCCAGGACCAUCCUGAUGGCGUCGUGGCCAAGGGCAUCCUGCAGGCAGGCAAGCCAACAUCACACACAUCACUAACACGCACAGCCGAUGCGAUGCAUUCACGAGUGCAGUGCUGUGCUGUGAUGUGUGUGACCUUGAGAGGCGAUAUGUGCACCCGCUCGAUGGUCAAGGGCUGCAGGAACAGACAGACAGACAGACAAGAUGCUGGCAGCCUUGUCUCUCUGUCGGUGCGUCGCGUCACCUCCCUCACCUUUUUGCCGAGUUUGGUUUUGGUGAAGCGGAUCUUCUUGAUCGCAUUCGGCACCGACGCCUGCAGCACAGGCUCGAUCUCAUCUACAGGACAUGACAUUACACACACAUACGCAACACGCACACACAGAGUCAUGACCACGAAGAGAUCACCCAUCCAUCCAUCCAUCCACCUUUCAUUGUCUGCGCAGCGGCCUGCCCAAUGUAGGGCCACAGGUUCACAAUCAGCCCGUUCAGCCACUCAGCACCGGUCGAGCCAGACACCUUCGAGCCCAUCGUACGCAGUCCGCCGCGGAAUAAUGAUGGGAUGCCGCCGCCAUGGCCGCCGUGCCCUCCGAUGAGUGGCAGCUGGUCGGUAGGUAGCUCCCGCGACGAUGUGCCUGCAUCCUCAGCGGAUCUGUUGCGGCGGCCGCACAGCGCUGCGAGAGAGUUGAUGAAUCGUUUGAGAAAGGGCAAAUUCGUCAGCAGGGCGUACGAGUACAUCACGGCGGAUCGACGCACGCACCUCUGUUUCUCUUGCCUCUG
Molecule: messenger RNA, 4205 nt
Organism: Vitrella brassicaformis
Lineage: Eukaryota; Vitrellaceae
Source: the annotation of a GenBank genome assembly